Messenger RNA from Staurois parvus, 327 nucleotides. The record is from the annotation of a GenBank genome assembly. NCBI's taxonomy places the organism in Eukaryota, Metazoa, Chordata, Amphibia, Anura, Ranidae.
AUAGGUGGCACUGUUAGGCGGCACUGACUAGCAUUGAUAGGUGACACUGAUAGGUAACACUGAAAGGCAGCUCAGAUGGGCACUGAUAUGUGGCAUUGAUGUGCACUGGUAGGCACUGAUAUGUGGCACUGAUGGACACUGGCAGGUGGCAUUGAUGAGCACUGACAGCUGGCACAGAUGGACGCUGACAGGUGGCACUGCUGGGGCUACACUGAUCAUCAGGGCACACUGAUCAUCAGUGCCCUGAUGAUCACUGUCAGCAUGACAGCUCGUGAGGAGAGCAAUGCCGAUAACUGGCAUUUCCCUAUUUACAUGUGAUCAGCUGUG